Messenger RNA from Pundamilia nyererei, 8009 nucleotides. It is a transcript of the gene crebbpb, whose product is annotated as CREB binding lysine acetyltransferase b. NCBI's taxonomy places the organism in Eukaryota, Metazoa, Chordata, Actinopteri, Cichliformes, Cichlidae. Gene Ontology annotation, cellular component: histone acetyltransferase complex; nucleus; transcription regulator complex. Gene Ontology annotation, molecular function: protein binding; zinc ion binding; transcription coactivator activity. The record is from RefSeq and is a predicted model, not a curated record. Gene Ontology annotation, biological process: positive regulation of transcription by RNA polymerase II. The coding region runs from base 780 to 8009 and encodes 2409 amino acids. The transcript has 32 exons.
AACAGCCGCCAUCUUGACGCGGCUCAUAGUCUGGAUUUCGGGGGGAGCAUUAAAUUAAAAAACCGAUCGGAGCCACACGGAGCGGACUCAAACGGCUUUUUUCGUGCAGAAAAUCGAAGCGUGAGCUCUUCCGAUUAGAAAUAAUGCAAAUAUGUGAGGGCUAAGUGGGGUUUUGUCGUCUCGAAAGCCCUCUGUAUAUUUGAUUUCCCUUUUAGAGAGCGCCGCUUCUCGCCGUAUCGCCGUCCCGAGACGCUUUAUUUAUCGGGAGACAGCGACCAGAAAAAUAAUCCGUCUCAUAGAAAAUAUUUUUCGAAUUUUGAUCUUUUUAUUUAAGCCAAAAACGGAAUUUAUGGCUGCUCGUUUCGACUGCGAAAAAAAUGAUUCUGUGCGGACGUGAAAUCGGCGAUCUGCGGAGAAAGGGAUUCGCUUAUGCUUCGUGCCAUAUUUUAUGAUUGAUUUUUAUUUAUUUUUCUCGGACUGAAAUAAUUUUUGGACGAGAUUAUUGAGGAUAAUUAUGUGGGUGUUGGGUGUUGGAUUAUCAUGGGGUGAUCUUAGGUGGCGAAGCGUGGCGCUGUUGCCUAUCUUUUGAAAUCCUUUUUCUCCAGGCGGCGUUUCGCCAGUCUGCCAGUCAAAGAAAAGGAGGAAAAAACUGUUAAAUUGCUCCUUGGCGCCUAACAAUACAAGUGACCAGCGACUGCAAACCGGGGGGCGAAGAUUUGGACUGAUUUCUACUUUUAUUCGUCGGUGUCUUUAAGCGCUUGUAAUAUUUGCCGACGAGGAUGGCUGACAAUCUUAUGGAUGUGGGACCCCCCACUGCAAAGCGACCCAAGAUCAAUUCACCUCCCUCAGGAUCAGAUGGCCCAGAUCUUGUGUCACUGUUUGACCUGGAAAAUGACCUUCCUGAUGAGCUCAUACCCAAUGGAGACUUGGUAAUGGGAAUGUCCUCUAAUGGUGGCCCAGGUGCUGGUCCUGGUCUUAACUCAGUGGUUCCUGAUGCUGCUGCGAAGCACAAGCAGCUGUCUGAGCUCUUGCGACCGGGAAGCUCAAACAAUUUAGGAGGUGGCCUGCCACAAGGAAGCAUGGUGGGAAACCAGCUAGGUGGUGUGCAUGGUAAAAAUACACUAGGGCAGGGAUCCCCCAAUCACCAGUCUCCCCAGGGCCAGAAGGGAGGUCCAGGACAAGGCAAUGGAAGUGCAAGCAUGGGCUUCAGCCAGCCUAUGGGCCAGGUUCAUGGUGGCAUGAGCCAGACAGGACAAGUGAUUAAUGGGGCUAUGGGACCAGCAGGGCGAGGGAGACCUGGUCUUGGCAUGCAGUACCAGGGCCAGCCCAUGCAGGGGACACAAGUGGGUGCUGGAGCUGGAAGCAGUGUGGUGGGAGAUGCACUCACACAAGGAGGGCCACAGAUGGGUGCGCACAACACGAUGAGUGCACAGCAAACAGGAAACAUGAAUAAGAUGCCGAUCCCAGGAGCUCCAUUUAGCCAGCAGUAUGGCCAGCCUGGGGUGCAACAGAUGGGGGCAGCGGGGGUCAACGCCCAACAACUGCAGAACAAGACAGCGAUUUCCAACAACCUUCCUCAGUUCCCUGCUGAUUUGAAGGGAGCUGGGAGUGUGCCAAACAUGAUGCCGCAACAGGUAGCAUCAAUGGUCCCUGCUCCCGGUGGUGUGUCCGCAGGCCCAACGGCCGACCCUGAGAAGCGAAAACUCAUUCAGCAGCAGCUGGUCCUGCUGCUGCAUGCACACAAGUGCCAGCGGCGGGAGCAGGCCAACGGGGAGAUGAGGACCUGCACCCUGCCCCACUGCCGCACCAUGAAGAACGUACUCAACCACAUGACCCACUGCCAGGCUGGCAAAGCCUGCCACGUUGCACACUGUGCAUCAUCCAGACAGAUCAUUUCCCACUGGAAGAACUGUACGCGGCACGACUGUCCGGUGUGCCUGCCUUUGAAAAAUGCAAGUGACAAAAGGAAUCAGCAGCCUACGCUAAGUUCAUCUGGAGCCAGUCUACAAAAUGCCAUGAAUGCAGUUGGACCUGGCCAGCCCAGUGCAACAGCCAUCAGCAGCGCUGCAACACAAAUUGACCCCAGCUCCAUGCAGAGGGCCUAUGAAGCCCUGGGCCUGCCAUAUGGGAACCAGUCUCCUGCUCAGGUGCAGGGCCAGGGUCCAUCUCAGCAAAACCCACAGGGCCCCCAGCACCAGCAGAUGCGAAAUAUGAACCCAUUAGGCUCUAAUCAGAUGAAUCAGAUGGCAGGAAGCAUGGGUACCCCCUCCUCAAACCAGACUGGCAUGCACUCUGAUUCCUCGUUGUCUGCGCUUAGCAAUCAGCUGAUGCCAGAUGGGUCAGUAGUAGGAGGCAUGGGAAACCUCCCCGCUGCCACCCCUCUGUCUGCCACAGGGCUAAGGAAGGCCUGGCAUGAACAUGUUACUCAGGACCUGCGCACCCAUCUGGUGCAUAAACUAGUACAAGCCAUAUUCCCAACCCCAGACCCAGCAGCACUGAAGGACCGACGCAUGGAGAACCUGGUGGCUUAUGCACGCAAGGUUGAGGGUGACAUGUAUGAGUCGGCUAACAGCAGGGAUGAGUACUACCACUUCCUGGCAGAAAAGAUUUACAAGAUACAAAAGGAACUGGAGGAGAAAAGGCGCUCCCGGCUUCAGAAUCAGCCUAGCAUGGGACCAGCUGGGCCACAGCAGCCUCAACCCAACCCCAUGGGCCCAGGACAAGCCAUUCGACCUCCUAAUGGACCUACACAGAUGCCUAACAUGCAAAAUCAGAUGAUGCCCCGCAUACCACAAGGAAUAAAUCAGUUUAACCCAAUGGCAGUGCAGAAUACACAGAUGCCUCAGGCACCCAUGGGAGCAAGGACUCCCUCCCCCAGGAACCAUCCACAGCAGAUGAACAUGAACUCCAUGCCAGCGAUGGGAAUGUCUCCAUCAAGGAUGCCUCAGACUCAAGGAAUUAUGGGUAGUCAUGCUAAUAACAUGGUAUCUCAGCCAGCCAACCAAGGCCAGUUCCUGCAACAGGGCCAGUUUCCUGUAAGUGCGGGUGGAGCGAUGAAUGUGAAUAUAGGUUUGGGACCUGCCAUGUCACAGGCUAGUGUCACACAGCCACAAAACUCUAACCUCCCUCUGAAUGCACCGAGCUCCAUUGGCUCUCAGCUGCCCUGCGGCCCUACAGCUCAGCCUGCCCUGGGUACCACCCCUCCACCCAGUGCCUCUGCCACCCAGCAGCAGCCGCCGCCGCCACCACCACCGCAGCCACAGCCACACCAUACUCCCACCCACUCCCAGAUGCUUCCACAGCCCUCCACUCCCGUGUCCACGGGUGGGCCCUCCUCCACCCCAACCCACAUACCUAGUGGCCUCCCUCGUCCCCCCUCAGCCUUGGGGACACCACCUGACCCUUCUCACCCUCUCACACCCCUGCAGCCCCAACCUGAGCCCUCCAGCCAGAUGCAGCAGCCCUCCUCUGUGCAGGCACAGCACCCCAGCACGCCGUUGUCCCAUCAAACAGCACCGAGCAUAGAUAACAGAGUGCCUACCCCAGGCUCUGUGGCUGAACUGAGUUCCCAGCAGGCCCUGCCUGACAUGAGCAGCACUGAAGCCAAAAGUGAAGUAAAAGAUGAAGAAGACGACAGCAGCUCUCUGAAGACGCAGAAUGAUGUAAAAAUGGAGGAGGAAGAAACCAAACCCCCAGUGGUGAAGAAAGAGGAGCCAGAUGCAGCAGAACCAAAGCAGGAACCAAUGGAAACUGAGGAAAAGAAGCCAGAAGUGAAGACAGAACCCAAAGAAGAGGAGGAAAGUGGGGCCAACAGCACGUCAACUACCACCGCUCAGAGCCGCAAAAAAAUUUUCAAGCCAGAGGAACUGAGGCAAGCCCUAAUGCCAACACUUGAAGCCCUCUACAAGCAAGACCCAGAGUCCCUGCCUUUUAGACAACCUGUAGAUCCAAUGCUGUUGGGUAUCCCUGACUACUUUGACAUAGUAAAGAAUCCCAUUGACUUAUCCACCAUCAAGCGCAAGCUGGACACGGGUCAGUACCAGGAACCGUGGCAGUACGUGGAAGAUGUGUGGCUCAUGUUCAACAACGCGUGGCUGUACAAUCGUAAAACAUCCCGAGUCUACAAGUACUGCACCAAACUGGCAGAAGUGUUUGAAGCAGAAAUCGAUCCUGUCAUGCAGGGUCUGGGCUACUGCUGUGGCAGGAAGUUUGAGUUCUCACCACAGACACUGUGUUGCUAUGGCAAACAAUUGUGCACCAUCUCGAGGGAUAGCACCUACUACAGCUACCAGAACAGUUCACCCAAAUAUGGCCUUAUUGCCGACAGGUAUCACUACUGUGAGAAGUGCUUCAAUGAGAUCCAGGGCAACAGUGUGACCCUGGGAGACGACCCGUCACAGCCACAGACGAUGAUAUCUAAAGAUCAGUUUGAAAAGAAGAAAAAUGACACGUUGGACCCUGAGCCGUAUAUUGAAUGUAAAGACUGUGGACGAAAGAUGCAUCAGAUCUGUGUGCUGCACUACGACGUCAUUUGGCCGUCAGGUUUUAUCUGUGACAACUGUCUGAAGAAGUCUGGUAAAGCAAGAAAGGAAAACAAGUUUUCAGCCAAGAGGUUGCAAUCCACAAGGUUGGGUUCAUACAUUGAAGACAGAGUUAAUAAGUACUUGAAAAGGCAGAACCACCCUGAAGCUGGUGAGGUGUUUGUGCGAGUAGUCGCCAGCUCUGACAAAACUGUGGAGGUUAAGCCUGGCAUGAAGUCUAGGUUUGUAGACUCAGGUGAGAUGGUGGAAAGCUUCCCCUACAGAACCAAAGCACUUUUUGCAUUUGAGGAAAUAGACGGGGUGGACGUUUGUUUCUUCGGAAUGCACGUCCAGGAGUACGGCUCAGAGUGCCCCUUUCCAAAUACCAGACGGGUUUACAUAUCAUACCUCGACAGUAUUCACUUCUUCAGACCGCGUUUGCUAAGGACUGCAGUAUACCAUGAGAUCUUAAUAGGAUACCUGGAGUAUGUGAAAAAACUUGGGUAUGUGACGGGUCACAUUUGGGCCUGCCCACCCAGUGAAGGAGAUGACUAUAUUUUCCACUGCCACCCUCCGGACCAGAAGAUUCCCAAGCCCAAAAGGCUUCAAGAGUGGUACAGAAAAAUGCUGGACAAGGCUUUUGCUGAAAGAAUCAUACAUGAUUACAAGGACAUUUUCAAGCAGGCAACAGAAGACAGGCUGACCAGUGCCUACGAGCUGCCGUACUUUGAGGGUGACUUUUGGCCUAAUGUACUGGAGGAGAGCAUCAAGGAGCUGGAGCAGGAAGAGGAAGAAAGGAAAAAGGAGGAGAACACAGCCUCCUCUGAGACAACAGAGGGAGCCCAAGCUGACAGCAAGAAUGCCAAAAAGAAGAAUAACAAGAAAACCAACAAAAACAAGAGCAGCGUCAGUCGAGCCAAUAAGAAAAAGCCUGGAAUGCCAAAUGUAGCCAAUGAUCUGUCCCAGAAGCUCUAUGCCACAAUGGAGAAACAUAAGGAGGUAUUUUUUGUUAUCCACCUCCAUGCUGGGCCAGUCAUUAACACCUUGCCACCCAUCAUGGACCCUGACCCUCUGCUGACUUGUGACCUGAUGGAUGGACGUGAUGCGUUUCUGACCUUGGCCAGGGACAAGCACUGGGAGUUCAGCUCACUGAGAAGGUGUAAAUGGAGCACAAUGUGCAUGCUGGUGGAGCUGCACAACCAAGGCCAGGACCGCUUUGUGUACACUUGCAAUGAGUGCAAGCACCAUGUCGAGACUCGCUGGCACUGCACAGUUUGUGAGGACUAUGACCUAUGCAUUAACUGCUACCACACUAAAGGCCAUGAUCACCAAAUGGUGAAGUGGGGUCUGGGCUUGGAUGAUGACAGCAAUGGUCAAGGUGGAGAGGCCUCCAAGAGCCCUCAGGAGAGUCGACGCCUUAGUAUCCAGCGCUGUAUCCAGUCCCUGGUGCACGCCUGCCAGUGCCGCAAUGCCAACUGCUCUUUGCCGUCCUGCCAGAAGAUGAAGAGGGUGGUUCAGCACACCAAAGGUUGCAAGCGCAAGACCAAUGGUGGCUGUCCUGUGUGCAAGCAGCUCAUCGCUUUAUGUUGCUAUCAUGCCAAGCACUGUCAGGAGAACAAGUGUCCCGUGCCCUUCUGUCUCAACAUCAAACACAAGCUUCGACAACAGCAGCUGCAGCACAGGCUUCAGCAGGCUCAAAUGAUGCGUCGCAGAAUGGCCACCAUGGCUGGAAGGGGUAUGCCUAUGCCAUCUCCACCUACCUUAAAUGCCCCAGACACUCCAAAUUCUGUGCAGCAGCCUAAUACACCCCAGACUCCCCAGCCCAUGUCCAACCAGCCCCAACAACAGCAACCAUCAAACCCCACCAAUAUGUCCCAAGGCUUUCCCAGCAACGGCCGCAGCAGUCAGCCUCCAACACCAGUGCCGCAAGGUAAACCGGGGCCUCAGUCAUCCCCUCUCCAUCAGCAGCAGUCACCCAUGCCCAACAUGCCGCACCAACAGCAGCCUCCACAGCCUCGCCAGCAGCAGCAACCGCAGGAGUCAUUGAUGGAAGCCCUGAAGGUGGCCAGACAGAUCGAGAUGUUAGCUAAGUCAAAGCAGCCGCAGCAGCAACAGCAGCAGCAGCAGAAGCAGCAGAAUUAUGCAAUGAAUGGGAUGCCAAUGAACCACCCACGCAUGAUGGGGCCCAUGCCAAGCCAAAUGCAGAUGAUGCAGGGGCCACGUGGGCCCCAGGUGAUGCAGCAGGGCCAGUGGGGUCCGGGGAUGCAGAAUCCCCAGGGUCAUCAGCCACAGGUUCCUCCUCAACAAGGCCCCAUGCCCCCUCAGCAGCCUCAGGGAAACCCAAUGCCCCAGCAAGGUCAGCCCAUGCAGAGGCCCAUGAUGCCCCAGCAAGGUCACCAGAUGUCUGGGGUCAUGCCUACACAGGGAUCCUCACAGCAGGGCAUGACACCACAGCGACAAAACAUGCCCCGAGGUAUGCCGGGUAACAUUGCUCCAAGUGCCCUGCGGGAGCUAUUGGACACCCUGAAAUCACCCAGCUCCCCACAGCAGCAACAGCAGGUCCUGAGCAUCCUCAAGUCUAACCCCCACCUCAUGGCUGCCUUCAUUAAACAGAGGACGGCAAAAUACCAAGCCAACCAACCACAGCAACAGCAGCAGGCCCAACAGCAGAACCCUCAGGCCAUGCUAGGAUCCCAGCCAGGAAUGCACACAAUGGUGGGCAUGGCAAACCAGGUGCAAAGGCCAGGAAUGGCACCUCAACAGCAGCCUCCUCAGCAGGUGGGACCCCAGGGAAUGCCAUCCAUGGGCACCCAAGGUCAGAUGGUACCAAACGGAAAUCAAAUGUUCCGCAGACAGCAAAUUCUUAGGCAGCAGCAGUUGCAACAGCAGCACUAUAUCCGUAUGCAGCAGCAGCAGCAGCACAUGGCUAUGCAAGGAGGUGGGGGGCCUAUGGGACCGCUCCCUCCCACAUCUCAAAUGGGCCAACCUGGGAUGGGAAUGGAUGGACAGCAGAACUUCCAGCAACGCAUGCUUCAGCAGCAACAGCAUCAGAUGAUGAAGCAGCAGAUGGGCUCUUCGGCACAGGCCAACUCGAUGAGUCCACAGCCUCACAUGCUCCAAGGCCAAGCCCAGGCAGGAGCUCACCUACCUGGCCAGACAAUGGCAAAUACCCUGGGAAGCCAGGUACGCUCUCCAGCCCCAGUGCAAUCGCCCCGCCCACCUUCGCAGCAGGCACCUCAUUCCAGUCCCUCCCCUCGGAUACAACCCCAGCCGUCACCUCAGCAUGGCGCACUUCACUCCAACUCUCCCCAUCCCAGCUUAGGAGGUCCCAUGUCAGGGUCCAUGGAGCAGGGUCACAUGGGAACACCAGAGCAGAGCGCCAUGCUCCCGCAGCUUAACACACCAAACCGAGGGGGGUUGAGUAGUGACAUGGGUAUGGUGGGUGACACGACGGGAGACACACUAGAGAAAUUUGUUGAAGGAUUGUAG